This is a messenger RNA of Phlebotomus papatasi, 2076 nucleotides long. RefSeq names its product TBC1 domain family member whacked (gene wkd). The record is from RefSeq and is a predicted model, not a curated record. Bases 212 to 1393 code for a protein of 393 amino acids. The transcript is spliced from 4 exons. NCBI's taxonomy places the organism in Eukaryota, Metazoa, Arthropoda, Insecta, Diptera, Psychodidae.
GAAUGAAGACCUUUUCUCUAUAGGGGAGGUGCCAUUUGUCACAAGUGUCUUGUUUUUAUUUCUCUAAUUUUUGUUGUAAAAAAUUAAAGAAAACACUUCUAAACUACCCCUCUAACCCCACCAUGAAAAGUUCUUCUACUUCUUCCAUGGACGUUGCUAAUUCAAGAGAUGUGGCGUGAUGUGAGACUUCCUAUGGUACCUGGUAUUAUGAAUGAAAGCUACAUUCAUUCAUAAUAAUUUUCAGAUCUUUGGACUUGUGACACUUUUAGUAGUGAUAAAAAAUUAUGAAUACCCCCAACAUCCUUCAGCUGAAUUGGAUACCUUAUCGAAUAAUUCGACUGUUAGAAUGGCAACUUCGCCACGUCAGGCACCAGAUGCCAUAUCCCUCUGUUCCACCACGAGUGCUUUAUCGAGCUGCCCGGAUAGGCAUGGGUUUUAUGGAGGAGCCCAGUUCUCCGAAAAGCCCAAAGAACCCCUUCCCAGGUCAAAGAUCUUGGCCAGGGAGAAGAAAUGGUUGUAUAUGAUAGCUAACUGGAGAGAGUAUAUGGCGAAGAAUUACAAGAAAGUCCGUGAUAGAUGUCGAAAGGGUAUUCCAGCUUCGGUUAGACCGAAAGCUUGGUUCUAUCUAUCCGGAGGGCAUCUUUUGCAUUCAAAAUAUCCAAAUUUGUAUGAGGAACUUCUAAAAGCGCCGGGCAAUCAGCAAUAUAUCGAUGAGAUCAAGAAGGAUCAACAUAGGCAGUUUCCUUUUCAUGAGAUGUUCCUCGAUGAGGAUAAGCCAGGGAGAGUGGAACUCUUCAAUGUCCUGAAAGCCUAUUCAGUGUACAAUCCAACGAUUGGAUAUUGUCAGGCUCAGGCACCAAUUGCUGCAUUCCUGCUCAUGCAUUUACCGGCUGAAGAAGCCUUUUGGUGCUUUGUCAGUGUGUGCGACAAGUACUUGGAGAAUUACUUCAAGCCAGGCAUGGAGAUGCUGCAGAGGGAUGCAGCAAUGCUGAUGGCUCUGGUCAAGAAGACCUCACCGAAUGUCUAUAGACAUCUGCAGAAACACAAAGUGGAACCUCUGCUGUUCAUGACUGAUUGGUUUCUCUGUGCAAUGACGAGGACCCUUCCCUGGGACACAUUGCUCAGGGUUUGGGAUUGUUUCCUCUGCGAGGGCAUUAAGAUCAUCUUCAAGGUGGCAUUGAUAAUUCUGGGUGCGAGCCUCGGGCAACGGAGUGUCCGGAGGGCCAGUAAGGGAUUGUGCGAAACACUUGAGGUGCUAAGGUCACCACCAGAGAAGGUUCUCGAUGAGAACUUCCUCAUGCACCAUGCACUAAAUUUAAAUAUAACCCGGGAGGACUUUGAGCGGGAACAUCAGAGGCAGGCUGAGCUUCAUAGGAAAGGCAAAACUUCAUAAGAGUUUACGCCAGGCAUUUCAAUGUUAAAAUGUACCGAAAAAACUUUAAUUAUUCAUAUAAUUUAACAAUUACUUCCCAUUUAAUUUGCUGAAUUACAAUCAUCAUAGAACUUCAGAAAAAAAAUCAAUCACUAAUUGACUAAAAUAAAUAUUUUUCUAACACAAUGAAUUAGUACCUAAAUGACCUAAAGAAGUAUUUUAUCAAUAAAACAAUUUAUCUCGUACAACUUUAUCCGAAUAAUAGGAAUUUUAUUCUUUUCACAAAUUUCAAUGUAUUCCUCCAAAAUUCCCUAUUAACUUAAUUAAUUUUGUAGUAAGAACUACUUAGAAAAGCUUCAGUAGACUUUCAUUUAGCCAAUAUUAAUUUAAAACGCAAUUUAUCGAAUGAGAAAAUGCGAAUCUUAUUCAUUAUUCUACUGUGAAAAGCAAGUUUUUGUAGCGCGUCUUUUUUUAAGCUUUGUCAAAUGAAUUUAAUUUACUUUAAAUUACUCGCAUUUGACAAAAAUUUAAAAAAAAUAUCGCAACAAAAACUUUAAUUUUCUAAAAGUACCAAUUUAUUGAUGUAGUGAAAUUUUCUCUAGCAAUGUUCAUUAAUAUUUUUUUGUAUACCGCAAUUCAUGUAAACAAAGUAAUAUGUAAAUAAUGCAGUGAAAUAUUUGUAAUAAAUCUUUUCAUAUAUUUAA